AUGGCAGCUGAAAAUUACUCUGUGAACAAUGUACAGAGCUUUAUAAUCACUGGAUUUGAUCACCUCCAGAAUCAAAAGCUCCUCGGAUUCCUCAUCUUAUUAACCUACAUGCUCAUACUGCUUGGGAAUGGAAUUAAUCUGUGUGUCAUUUCUAUUAACAGACAUUUACACAAACCAAUGUACAUUUUAAUCUGUAAUCUAGCCAUUGUUGACAUAAUAUUCUCCUCUACCUGCAGCACAACCAUGAUCUCAGUGCUGCUGGCUGAGAUUAAAACUGUUUCAUAUUACUCUUGUAUCUCAAGGACAUACUUUUAUCAUCUCGGUGAUAUCACAGUAUGCUUGGCUCUGACAUUGAUGGCAAUAGACCGACUUAUUGCGAUCAGGCUUCCAUUAAGGUACCACAGCAUUGUUACAAAUUCACGAACAUUUCUGCUUAUUUCACUAACUUGGCUCAUUGGUUUUGCUAUAAUGGGUGUUGUGAUAUCAGUGAUAGAUAGCGUCCCAUACUGUCAGCCUGUCAUCAGAUAUGUGUUCUGUGAUUAUCCAUCUAUGAUCAGAGCUGCUUGUGUUAAUCCUGAACCCUAUUUUUUCUUGCCUGCAAUGAUCAGUCUUUGGUUGCUGUGUGGGCAGUUUCCCUUUAUUCUGUGUACCUAUGCUGUCCUGGCUUACAGCGUUACUAGACUCUCCAACAACUCAAACAAAAAGCAAAUGAUCAGCACCUGCUCCAGUCAUCUCAUUGUCUUGUUUAGUUAUUAUGCACCAAAGCUGGUCUCUGUUUUACUAACUCGAAUAGGAGUCGUGCUAAGCUUAACAGACAGAAACGCAGUAACAAUCAUAGCCUCUCUUGUUCCUUCAUUAAUAAACCCCACUGUUUAUUGCACCAGGACUAAAGAGAUCAGGAAACGAUUAGCUGAUGUAUUUUUGCACAAAAGAAUUGUACCGAAUCACUUAAAGGCUGUAUCGUAAAUAAUAUUAUAUGAUAAAAUUAUAUAAUAUUGUAUUAAAUAUCAUGGGUGAUUCUGAAGAUGUUGGUGAUGCAAGGUGAUUGACAUUCAUAUUUUAUGCUAUGUUUACAGCAGUGGUGA
Messenger RNA from Carassius auratus (goldfish), 1085 nucleotides. RefSeq names its product olfactory receptor 6N1-like. The record is from RefSeq and is a predicted model, not a curated record. The coding region runs from base 1 to 966 and encodes 321 amino acids. The transcript has a single exon. NCBI's taxonomy places the organism in Eukaryota, Metazoa, Chordata, Actinopteri, Cypriniformes, Cyprinidae. Gene Ontology annotation, molecular function: G protein-coupled receptor activity; olfactory receptor activity. Gene Ontology annotation, biological process: G protein-coupled receptor signaling pathway. Gene Ontology annotation, cellular component: membrane.